AUGAUAUUCUUUUUUGUAAAAAUAAAAAUCAAUUGGGGUAAAUGGAAAUUUGGUUUUGAGGAAGCAACCUUAAAGAAAAAGCUAAUCAAAUAUCCUAGUAAACUUGGGAUACAUAAGAAAGCUAUUAAAGAUGUACAAAAUAUUGUGUUGGAACAAUCAAUUGAUAAUAUUGAUGUUGUAGUUUAUCAUUCAUCAGAAGAUGAUUAUAAUGACAAUUCAUUAGAUUUAAGUAUUGAAGAAGUUUUAUGCAAUACACCAAUUUGGUCUCAAAUAAAACCUGGAGUAUUUCUUUUAAUGGUUGAAAGAGGACCUUAUCUUAUGGAUCAGAAUUAUUAUUUUCCAGUUAAUCAUGAUGAUGGCAGACAUUGUGACGGUAAAUGGUUUUAUAAGUUUCUGAAUAACGGAGAAAAAGUUCGAAGACAGUGGCUAUUAUACAGUACAUCAAAAAAUUCAAUUUUUUGUUUCGCAUGCCUCCUUUUUUCAAAUAAUGAUAUCCGAAAAUCCUCAUUUUCUGAUAAUGGAUUUCAAGAUUGGAAGCAUUUAAAUCCUUCUGUCGCUGAACAUGAGAAUAGUAAAAACCAUAAACAAAAUAUUUUAGAAUGGAAGGAGUUAGAAAAAAGAUUACGGGACAGUAAAACAAUAGAUCAUGAACUUCAAAAUUCUAUUAAAAAUGAAAAAGAAAAAUGGUUUUGUAUUCUUAAAGUUAUUGUCGAAGGAAUUUUAUUCUGUGCUAAAAACAAUCUGGCUUUAAGAGGUUCGUCGGAUAAGAUUGGAGAUCCAAAUUGUGGUAUUUUUUUAAGCCUAAUGGAAGUAAUAAGUCAUUACAAUCCUAUAUUAUUAGCUCAUGUAAAACAUAUUACAGAAAGUAAUAAACCGACUAUUAGUUAUUUUUCUCAUAAAAUUCAAAAUGAAAUAAUCUGUAUAAUGGGUCAGAAAGUAAGACAAACUAUAUUUGAACAAAUACAAAAAUCAAAAUACUUCUCAAUUCUUUUUGAUUGUACUCCUGAUAAAUCUCAUCAGGAACAAAUGUCACAAAUUAUCAGGUAUGUCCACAUUUCUAAUGGAGAAAUCAUGAUCAAAGAAUCAUUUAUUGAUUUUCUAAGUACCAACGAAAAAUCAGGAUUAGGGCUUUCUAAUGAAAUAUUAAAUACUAUAAAAAAUAAUGGAAUUAAUAUACUGGACUGUAGAGGACAAUAUUACGACAAUGACACGAAUAUGGCAGGGAUUAAUAAUGGUGUAUUUACAAUCACAUAUUUUACGUAUAAAUGA
Molecule: messenger RNA, 1269 nt
Organism: Daktulosphaira vitifoliae (grape phylloxera)
Lineage: Eukaryota; Metazoa; Arthropoda; Insecta; Hemiptera; Phylloxeridae
Product: zinc finger MYM-type protein 1-like
Exons: 2
Coding region: 1-1269 (422 amino acids)
Source: RefSeq, a predicted model, not a curated record